UGAACAAUUUUCCCAGCUCUCUGGGUGAUUUAUAGAAGCAUCGAAACCUGCUGGACACGUUUUAUUUUCUCCAUUUGUCAGUUUCAGCAUGAACUUGAGCAAAACCUACAUUGUUGUGUAACGAAACUGAUCAAAAACAUUUGUCAUUCUCCUUUGGUUUCCUUUGUAUUUCUGCAGUCAGACUGUAUGCAAAUACGUUCCCAAGGGGCAAUAACUUCCCCAAAAGCAGGGCAUAUAUAAAAGACUGACGUUAUGUUACAAACAUAACAGUGCUUCAGGAAAGAAGGAAUUACACUGGGUUAAUCUACAGAGAGACGCUGCCAAGAUGUCUAAGGAAAACCCGAAAUUUAAUGUGGGAGACAUAAUCUCCUUUAGCCGUGGACUCUAUCAUCACUGGGGGGUUUAUUACGGACAGGAACAUGGAAAACAUUACGUUGUCAACGUUUCAGGAGGAGAGUCCAACAGCAAGCCUUUGGCCAUUACUUCUAAAUUGGUGAAGGAAGAACUUAACAAGGUGGCUGGAAAAAGUGCCUACUCUGUGUACAAAGAACUGGACAAACAUAAUGAACCAAGAAGUCCUGAGCAGAUGAAAGCAGACAUGGACAAAAUGAUUGGUACCAAAAUAAAGUAUGAUCCCUUUGGAAAGAACUGUCAACACUUUGCUACACAAAUACGGUACGGCAAGGAAAUAUCUCCCGAGGGGGAAAGUGCAGCCAAAUCCGUGGGCAAAAACCUGUCAAAUUUCCGUGCAGAAAUGGACCCUUUUUCUGCCAAGUAACAGCUUAUUCACCUGAUGAAUUUCUUCAUCUUUUGUGGUGUUCCUUGCCUUUCUGAUAAAGGGCACAAUUUCUCUUUACAAAGUACAAUAGAAAAUGCUUGUUAAAAUAUUCUUACUUCUUUAAUUAUGGUGAGCAAAAUGAAUCUAUUGUUGUAAAAAUGAAAUCAAUAAAAAUUCAAGUUGCAUCAAA
This is a messenger RNA of Acipenser ruthenus (sterlet), 968 nucleotides long. Its product is annotated as phospholipase A and acyltransferase 4-like. The record is from RefSeq and is a predicted model, not a curated record. NCBI's taxonomy places the organism in Eukaryota, Metazoa, Chordata, Actinopteri, Acipenseriformes, Acipenseridae. Bases 326 to 778 code for a protein of 150 amino acids. Gene Ontology annotation, cellular component: cytoplasm. Gene Ontology annotation, molecular function: A2-type glycerophospholipase activity; glycerophospholipid phospholipase A1 activity. The transcript is spliced from 5 exons. Gene Ontology annotation, biological process: N-acylphosphatidylethanolamine metabolic process.